This is a messenger RNA of Limanda limanda (common dab), 2550 nucleotides long. RefSeq names its product serine hydroxymethyltransferase, mitochondrial-like. Gene Ontology annotation, biological process: folic acid metabolic process; purine nucleobase biosynthetic process; tetrahydrofolate interconversion. The transcript is spliced from 12 exons. The record is from RefSeq and is a predicted model, not a curated record. NCBI's taxonomy places the organism in Eukaryota, Metazoa, Chordata, Actinopteri, Pleuronectiformes, Pleuronectidae. Gene Ontology annotation, molecular function: protein homodimerization activity; zinc ion binding; serine binding. The coding region runs from base 5 to 1549 and encodes 514 amino acids. Gene Ontology annotation, cellular component: BRISC complex; cytoplasm; mitochondrial matrix.
CACCAUGAGAGUGUUUUCCCAGCGCUCUGCUGUGACAGACAUGUUUUCUUUCAUGCUCCGGAAGACAUUUUGGCCCCUCUUCCCCAGGGUUUCGGGAUGUUUGGUCCGAGAUUGCCAAACCACUGUGGAGUCAUGCAGACGAGGCCUCAGCAGCUCAAGCGGCUGGACGGGACAGGAGAGCCUGGCCCAGGAUGACCCAGAGAUGUGGAGCCUCCUGCAGCAGGAGAAGGACCGGCAGUGUCGCGGCCUGGAGCUCAUCGCAUCAGAGAACUUUUGCAGCCGUGCAGCGCUCGAGGCCCAGGGUUCAUGUCUGAACAACAAAUACUCGGAGGGCUACCCAGGACAAAGGUACUAUGGAGGUGCAGAGGUAGUGGAUCAGAUCGAGCUGCUGUGUCAGAAACGAGCACUCAACGCCUUCGGUCUGGACCCCAGUGUGUGGGGCGUCAACGUCCAGCCAUACUCCGGCUCCCCCGCUAACUUUGCAGCCUACACGUCUGUACUUCAGCCUCAUGACCGCAUCAUGGGCCUGGAUCUGCCUGACGGAGGACACCUUACCCAUGGCUACAUGACAGAUGCUAAGAGGAUCUCUGCCACCUCCAUCUACUUUGAGUCGAUGCCUUACAAGCUGGACACCAAAACAGGUCUCAUAGAUUAUGAGCAGCUGGAGACGACAGCCCGGCUCUUCAGGCCCAGACUUAUCAUCGCAGGAACCAGCGCCUACGCUCGCCUCAUCGACUACGCUCGCAUGAAGAAGCUGUGUGUGGAGCUCAAAGCCUACCUGCUGGCGGAUAUGGCUCAUAUCAGCGGCCUGGUGGCAGCAGGGGCUGUUCCAUCUCCUUUCCACCAUGCUGACCUGGUCACAACCACUACCCAUAAGUCCCUGCGCGGAGCCAGGGCCGGUCUGAUCUUCUACCGCAAAGGCGUGCGCUCUGUGGAUAACAAAGGUCGGGAGGUGACCUACGACCUCCAGGACAGGGUGAACUUUGCCGUGUUCCCUUCGCUUCAGGGAGGGCCUCACAACCACGCCAUUGCCGGGGUGGCUGUCGCCCUAAAACAGGCGUCCACUCCCAUGUUCAAACAGUACAUCAGUCAAGUGCUGCUGAACUCCAAGGCCAUGGCUGACGCUCUGCUGAAGAGAGGCUACACCCUGGUGUCAGGUGGAACCGACAACCAUCUGGUCUUAGUUGACCUACGACCUCGCGGCAUGGACGGAGCUCGGGCCGAGAGGGUCCUGGAGCUGGUGUCCAUCACCGCCAACAAGAACACCUGCCCAGGAGACAAGAGCGCCCUCACUCCAGGAGGACUCAGGCUCGGAACUCCGGCUCUGACGUCCCGACAGUUCAACGAGACAGACUUCAAGAAGGUUGUGGAAUUUAUGGAUGAAGGGAUUCAGAUCGCACUGGAUGUGAAGACGAAGACUGGAAACCUGGCCAGCUUCAGGUCCUUCCUGCUGCAGGACCCAAAGACAGUGUCCCGCAUCUCAGAGCUCCGCCAGCGGGUGGAGCUAUUCUCAAGACCCUUCCCCAUGCCAGGAUUCACUGACCACUGACAACACCCCCUCACGACCCCGUGGACAUACACAUUUGUUAUUUUUAAUGAUUGAAAAUAAUUAUAAUUCUGAUGGUUAUUAAUAAUUAAAUAACUUAGUAUAGGUUGUAUUAUAUUUUUGUAUUACAUAAACAAGAAUUUAUUUGUCCAACCAUAACUCAUUCUUUGGGCACCUAUAAACAGAGGCUUUUUAAAAACGCUAGUGAUUAUUUAGUAAAGCAAUUAUAACACGUUAUAAUUAAUUUAUCAAAUACUCAUAUAUUGCUGAUUAAUGCUAAAUGAGGAAACUCAUGGUUAAGUGUUACCUAUGUGUUUUAUGCUCCUUAAGAAACGAUACCAUAAUAACGAAAGGAUGUUACAGGAGGUUAUCACAUUGCCAGGUUUAGUUGUAUUAGCAUCUCAUUUGGCAGAAAUAUAUACUAAUUAGACUUUGAAUACUUAUUACAGUGCUGGGCAAAAAAGUUGGACUACUUUGAAAAGUAAUGUUUGAAACUAGUAAGUGUGGGAAACUGUUUGUUUAUUUGAUGACAUGAUUGAUAAUGCUACUCAUUUACAUGAAGUUGGAAUUCAUUUGAUAAAAUAUUGUACUCUGCUGUACAUUAUCUGGCAGUUUAUAUUUUGACAUGUUUCCUCUUGAGAGACAGGACAGCUAAUAGACGAUGGUAAUUCUACUUGUGUAUUUGGCUUUUUGUCACCAAACUCUUUCAAGAGCCCUUGUCGAUGUCAGGCUUUGUCCCGGGGCCUGGGAAACUCACAGCAGCUGCGUUGGGAAUUGAAACACACUCACAGUUUACACCGGUUUGCACCCACAACACAACAAACCAGACCAAUUAUACAAACUUCAUUUUGGGGGGGUAAAACAUACUAAUGUCACAUACUUUACCUACAUUUUAGGUUUGUUAUUGUUAAGGAUUUGUAAAGACAACAGUAGAGGCUGGGGAUUGAAAUAAAAAGUCUGAGUACAACUUGGUUGACUUUUGGAAUAAAUCUCUCUGUCCCUUG